AAAGGAUAAAAACAUCUAUCAAUCUUUCAUUUUUACUGUGGAAUGUCCCAUUAGGGUUAGAGGAGAAGUUUUAAAUUAUAUGUUUUGUCAGAGUAUGGAAUGUGAGUUCCAUGGCUUUGCGUGAUUUUUGGGAUUUUUGUGGUAACAUGUGCAUAUGUGUUUAGGGGCUCCUGCUUUACAUGCAUCUCCUGUGUUUUCUCUUCUCUUUUACUUCUCUUUACCUAAUGUCACUUCCAUUCCCAUCAGCCAUUCAUCUCCUCUGAUUUAUUUUUCACCUCCUCCAGGAUGCUGUGCCUCAGUUCCCUGCCCACGCUCCUCCUCCUGCUCCUCCUCUGCCCCCCUCAGCUUCAUGCCCAGGACGGCCUGGUUCGUCUGGCCGGCGUCGGCCGCCGGAGUGCCAACGAGGGCCGUGUGGAGGUGUUUUAUAACGGAGCAUGGGGCACCGUGUGUGACGACGAGGUGGACCUGAACCUGGCCAGGGUGGUGUGCCGACAGCUAGGCUUCGAACGUGGCCUCACCUGGGCGCACAGCGCUAAGUUUGGCGAGGGGCAAGGUUUGAUCUGGUUGGACAAUGUGCGCUGCAUGGGCUCAGAGCUCUCCAUUUCUGAAUGUCGCUCCAACGGUUGGGGGAUCAAUGACUGCACCCACGCUGAGGACCUGGGGGUUAUUUGCAGCCCAGAAAGAAGAUCUGGCUCCCCCUCUGCCCCUGUGGAGGAGCCGUCCAGACGCCAGCCAAGCCAGCAGAGACAGAGGAACCCCCCACCACCACAGUCUGUCCAGCCCUCGGCACAGAUCUCCUCGUCUCUUGCGAGAGGCCAUGAGAUCGCCCUCCAUCGCAACCCAACUUCUUCUUCCCGUCGGAGCAUGAUUUCCCCCCAGGAGAACGGCCACGAGAUCCAGAUCUUGAGACGGAAUCGAGGCAGUUCCAGACCAACUCCACAGGUGAGCUCCGCUCUGCCUCAAGGCCACCAGCUGCCUUCACGUCUGGCAAACGCUGCCGCCUACAGGCAGAGACUGGAAUCAGCCAGGAACAGUCCACAAGCCGUGAGACGAGAAGCAGAGGGACAGGCCAACAGGCAGUCCCAGUCCCAGCCUCAGCCUCAAGUCCAGCCGGAGCGGAGAAGUGACAGGAACCAGCAGCUCAGUGGGAACCAUGUUGAACCAGAGCCCGUUUAUCCAGACAUGGAGCCGGACACGCAAUACAUCCAGGGAUCUGAACGGGUUCACCUAGAGGAGGCUCGUCUCCGGCCUGUGCUGUCCAGCAACCAUGGCGGUCUGGUGACGGAGGGCGUGCUGGAAGUGAAGCAUGCUGGGAGGUGGCGUCAUGUGUGCAACCAUGGCUGGGACCUCAGCAGCAGCCGCGUCGUCUGCGGCAUGCUCGGAUUCCCCGCCGCAGAAGCGUUUGACCAAAACGCCUACAGGAAACUGUGGGACUCCAAGUUAGCUGAUCCGUCCUCCAGGCUGAGGACUCAGAUCGGUAAGAAGGGCUACUGGGUGGAGAAGGUGCAGUGUCAAGGCUCGGAGGUGUCUCUGUCUCAGUGCCAGGCCCAGCUGUCCCUCCCCAGGAGUAGCGCCCCCUGCAGUAACGGCAUGCACGCCGUGGUCCGCUGCGUCCUCGGAUACCAGUUCACACGCUACGGCAGAGCGCCUGCACCUCCCGCCACGCCGCCUGUGGUGCGUCUGAAGGCGGGGCCCCGGGUCGGGGAGGGCCGUGUGGAGGUGCUGAAGGAGGGGAAGUGGGGCACCGUGUGUGACCACCUGUGGGACGUGGCUGCAGCCAGCGUGGUGUGCAGAGAGCUGGGCUUCGGGACGGCCAAGGAGGCGCUGACCAAGGCUCUGCUGGGACAGGGUACGGGCCCCAUCCACAUGAACAGUGUGCAGUGUACCGGCAGGGAGACGUCCAUCACUGAGUGUUCCUACAGACCCGUCCCGCUCUACAGCUGCAAGCACAACCAGGACGUAGCCGUCCGCUGCAACACGCCCAACACCGGCACGCAGGCCACGGUGCGUCUGGCAGGAGGCAGGGAGCCGGCGGAGGGCCGUGUGGAGGUGCUGAUGGAGGUCGGAGGUCAGAGGCGUUGGGGCUCCGUCUGCAGUGAGAACUGGAGCAUCAACGAGGCCAUGGUGGUCUGUAGGCAGCUGGGCUUCGGCUUCGCUUCAACAGCUCACCAGGAGACCUGGUACUGGGCCGGUUCUCCAGACGCUGCUCAGGUGGUUCUGAGUGGAACUCACUGCAUCGGCACUGAGAUGUCCAUCCAGCAGUGUCGCAGAAACACAAACGUCUACUGUCCCAGAGGAGGAGAGGGCCGGGCAGCAGGAGUCACAUGUGUAGAGACUGCUCCUGACCUGGUCCUGGAUGCCCAGCUGGUCCAGGAGACGGCCUACCUGGAGGACCGCCCCCUCCACCUGCUCACCUGCGCUAACGAGGAGAACUGCCUGUCGUCGUCUGCUGCCAGGAUGACCUGGCCCUACGGACACCGCCGCCUGCUGCGCUUCUCCUCACGCAUCAUGAACCUCGGCCGCGCAGACUUCAGACCAAGAGCCACCAGAGAGAGCUGGACCUGGCACCAGUGUCACAGACACUACCACAGCAUCGAGGUGUUCACCCACUACGACCUGCUGACGCUGAAUGGGACCAAGGUGGCUGAAGGCCACAAGGCCAGCUUCUGCCUGGAGGACACCUACUGCCCUGAUGGGGUCCAUAAACGCUACGCCUGCUACAACAUGGGGCAGCAGGGCAUCUCGGUGGGCUGCUGGGACACUUACCGCCACGACAUCGACUGCCAGUGGAUCGACAUCACAGACCUCCGGCCCGGUGAAUACGUCUUCCAGGUGGAGGUGAACCCGUCUUUAGACAUGGCUGAAUCUGAUUUCCAGAACAACGUGAUGCGCUGCCGGUGCAAAUACGAUGGAGCAAGAGUUUACAUGUUUGGAUGCCAUGCAGGUGAUGCGUACAGCGCCGAGGUGGAGGACUUGUUUGACCACCAACGUCAGAUCUCCAACAACUUCCUGUGAAUAAAGGAACACGCAGAUUUAAGGACAGAAAACUGUACAACUCCUCAGCACACCUCAACAUGUCAGAGGAACGAGGCUGAAUGACAAU
Centropristis striata (black sea bass) is the source of this 3103-nucleotide messenger RNA. RefSeq names its product lysyl oxidase homolog 4-like. The transcript has 14 exons. Bases 286 to 3015 code for a protein of 909 amino acids. Gene Ontology annotation, molecular function: copper ion binding; protein-lysine 6-oxidase activity. NCBI's taxonomy places the organism in Eukaryota, Metazoa, Chordata, Actinopteri, Perciformes, Serranidae. Gene Ontology annotation, biological process: peptidyl-lysine oxidation. The record is from RefSeq and is a predicted model, not a curated record. Gene Ontology annotation, cellular component: membrane.